This is a messenger RNA of Haemonchus placei, 1071 nucleotides long. NCBI's taxonomy places the organism in Eukaryota, Metazoa, Nematoda, Chromadorea, Rhabditida, Trichostrongylidae. The record is from the annotation of a GenBank genome assembly.
AUGGUGUGCGCGGGAAUGGACACACAACAUGUCGUAAACGGAGAACUUGCCCAUGGUUUUGAAAACCUCAUCUGUGUGAGGUGCAACGAUGGAUUUUCCCUGCAGGACCAAAUCGUCAACUCAUCCGGGCAAGUAUGGCAUUCUGAAUGUUUUGUAUGUGCCCAAUGUUUUGAGCCAUUCCCAGAUGGAAUUUAUUUUGAAUUUGAAGGCAGAAAAUACUGUGAACACGAUUUUCACGUCCUAUACGCUCCAUGCUGUGGAAAAUGCAAUGAAUUCAUCAUUGGUCGCGUGAUCAAAGCGAUGAAUGCUAGUUGGCAUCCGGAAUGUUUCCGUUGUGAACUCUGCUCAAAAGCAUUAGCCGAUAUUGGAUUUCUUAGAAAUGCUGGAAGGGCUCUUUGUCGAGAAUGCAACGAACGCGAGAAGGCAGCUGGUUCCGGACGAUAUGUCUGCCAUCGUUGUCACGCAAUGAUCGAAGAAGGACAGCAUAUAAAAUUCCGUGGCGAUUCGUUCCAUCCGUAUCAUUUCAAGUGCAAACGUUGCAAUAACGAGUUAACGAUACAAUCGCGUGAAGUGGGUGGCGAAUUGUAUUGCCUGCGAUGUCACGACACUAUGGGUAUACCGAUUUGUGGUGCUUGUCAUCGACCAGUCGAAGAACGAGUAGUGACGGCAUUAGGAAAAAAUUGGCAUGUUGAGCACUUUGUUUGCUAUGUCUGCGAAAAACCGUUCCUUGGACAUCGACAUUAUGAACGUAAAGGAUUAGCAUACUGUGAACAACAUUACCACAAAUUGUAUGGAAACGUCUGCUACAAAUGCGGUGAAGCAUGUGGUGGUGAGGUAUUCCAAGCACUUCAAAAAAGCUGGUGUAUCAAAUGCUUUGCUUGCUCAUUAUGUGACAAAAAGAUGGAUCAUAGGACGAAAUUCUACGAAUUUGACAUGAAGCCCACCUGCAAACGAUGUUAUGAUCGUUUCCCAACGGAAUUGAAAAAACGGAUUUCGGAUAGUUUGAAGGAUAGGGAUUUAGAAAAUCAACGUCGACGCUCACAAAGUCCAUCUACCCUUCAACGAACGUGA